AUGAUCGCGGCUCCCCCUCCGGAGACCGAGAGUUCGGCAUCGUCCGCCGCGACUCACGACUUCCUCUUCAAGUUGCUGAUCAUCGGAGACAGUGGUAUUAGGAACUUUUUCGUUUUGCCUAGAAUUCUAUAAUUUAUUCGUUUUGAACGGUUUUGGCCAUUUGUACCGUCUAUUUUUUGAUAAGAAACAAUUUAUUCUUGGUGCAUUUUCAGGGGUUGUUUUGCAGUAGACAAUAUUGUUUUCAGGUGUGAAAGUCAGCCAUUGAUGCGAUUUGCCGACAAUGUUUCUCGAUAAGUUUUUAUCGUUUUGAUUGUAUUUUUUUAUUCUUAGACAGUUACAUCACAACAAUUGGUGUGGAGACUAAAAAUUCGAACGACCAACAACGAAAUUUUCAGGAGUAGGCCUUUGCAGAAGUUAUACCUAUUGCUGGAUAAGAAAGUGAAGCUCCAGAUUUGGGUUGCCAUUAGACUGAGGAAUUUCAUUAUCACGUCUCGUAUGACUACCCAUUCUCAAGAUCUGAAACAAUUUUAUAUUAUUCUAGGUACACCGAGGAACCCCACGAGUUAUCGUUGUAUCUGAUAUAACUAAUGGAGAGCUUCAUAAUAUCCGACGAUGGCUGAAUGAGAUCGAGAAGAGUUGCAGCAAUGUGCCUUACGAAUACUUUAAACCGUCGUUACUGAAGUGUUGGAAGUGAAGGAAAUAAAGUGGAAAAAAUCUUCUGAAAAAAGUAAAACUUCAGCCUCUUUCUUUUUGUCGGAAGAGUCGGCCGAAUUCUCACCACUUGGGGAAAGCGUCUGCCCGUCACUCUUUCUUCUCUUCUCCGGAGGAAGCGCGUCUGCGAGCGAGCUCUUCCCGACGUUUAUAAGCCCCGCCCCCUCAGGUUUUAAGCCAAUCGCUGGGUUAGUGGUUUUCUUGCAGAAAACGGUUGUCUUGGGUAAAUUUUUGCCUUUUAUUCCGGUGAUUUUGGGCGUGUUUUAUUUUUUUAGAACUGUGACUACACCUAGCCUUACUAUGGCUGUCAUUUGAGGUUAAGUGAAAAUCAGAUACAUUCCUAUGGUUAACACAAAGUUUAAAAAAAUAUUUACAGAACAAGUUUCACAGAUAUAUUUAUGUGCAACACAAGUAACAUCAAUUUACCAUUGGAAUUUGAGACUGGCGGAUUCUGCCCAUGGCACAUUCGUUUCCAUAUUCACGGUCUCCCUUUCUUCCCCGUUAUUUUUCUGAACAAUGAUCUGUUUGGUUUGUUCGAAGUUUCGAAUUUGGAAAAGUGUCACUUUUCGAAAAUUUUACAUCUAAAAUAACAGCUCAAGACUCCUCAAAACCAACUCUCUGGUCCUGCCAUUCAUUAGCGCACCUGCAGAAACACUCACUAAACUGCACAUUUUACCUUAUUUUAGACAAGAUACCUGAAAAUUUCAAAAAAAUCUCGGUUUUGACGUAUACCUGCCAAAAAAUUUCAAAAAAUAUAUUUCGUCAUAUUUCACCUUUGCUUUCUCCCGUCUCUAGGUAUUUCAUCACUCACAAAAACAGCGCAAACUCAAAAAAUAAUAUUGCGCUGGUCAAAUCCAGCUUAAAGCCCAAAGCACUCAAAAUCUUUUUCUUCUCCUCGAAGUCUAUGAAGCUGUUACUUACUUUCCAUUCAACAAGUGGUGAAUUUCUGUCAUUGCUGGAUCCAGCUUCAUCAACUAUCACGAGGCCUUAUCAUAGGACCAAGUUAUUUAUUGUGCGUUAUAUCUAAAAUGUAAAAACAAAAAAUUCUAACUUACGAAGUCGUCCGAAUUCUGUAGCGAUCACGUACUGUUGAAGUCCAGACAUCAAGUGGGCCUGAAAGGUGCAAGAGCAAGUUUAUGAAUGGAAUACACCAGUUGGCCAAGUGGAAGAAGAUUAGGCCUGAAAUUACGUAAAUGUGCUGGCAAAUGAGGCAACUGCAUUCGCCGCGUCGGAUCCAUCUUCUUCAUCGAAAAUUAUUUAUCAUUCAUCGAUGAGUAGUUUUACCUCCAUCUAUUGUUGUCGGCCACUUUUCAACAGUCAAAACGACUGAAAAUUGUUCGGGCGCAAAACUGCGGAACGCUUUUUUUUCGCUUGGGCUAGGAAAAUGAAGAUUUUACAGCAACUUUGAUGCCAAAAAGGACGACAAGAUUGAUAUACGAUUGAUGAAGGCCUGCAAACACCAUAUAGAGGUUGAACUGAUUCUGCAAAUGAUGGACUCUGCCUCAAUGUCUGGACUCGGAAAAGGCGUGGAAUAAUUGGAGUAUUGAUAGUAUUAAAAAUCUUUUUUUCCAAAAUAUCUCCUCAUGCGCAGCGGACCGUUCUGAGUAGCUCAUGUGGAAGACAAGCACUAAUAAUGAAGUGGCUGAUGAAGAAAAUGAAGUCAUCUUUUCAGAUGGUAAAUAGUUUCUUCUGUUUUGGGUGUUGUUUUUAGGAAGGAAAGAUUCAACCUUACACAAGUGUCAUCAAUCAGUCACGCUGGAAUGUGACCUACUAAGGAGACUUUUUGCUUCCAGCGACUAAACCCAAAUGUAGGCCCACAAAAUACACCAAGAUACAAGUUUAGCUAGCUCCACCGAAUCCACUCAUGGCCAGCGAGUUCAACAACUCCAUAGAUACGGGGAAAAGAACAACCCUGGCUUCGGCCAUUAUAAUAUUGUUAUUACCAUUCGAAGCGCAUUGUUUUGUUCUCUCUGUUUUCUCCUAUAUCUGCUUCUUAAAUAGAAGAGUUUAUUUUAUUGAUUAGUUAAUCAUUAUUAUUUAUUUGAUAACGAAUGAACAAGAUUGUUUAAUUAAAUUAUAUUGUCAAAAGUUUUUUUCGCCAUUGUAAUAAAACAUGUUUCAAACAUCGUACAUUUGAAAAGAACGUUGCUUUAUUUGCCUAAGUGUACAACAUUUAAUUUCAAUCUUCCUGGCUUUCCACAAAAAAAACAAACUCCUGCGAAGUGGGCGGAGCCAAUAGGCGGAAAGAGUCUCGACCCACCUCUUCCCCCCACCUUGAUGGCGGGAGCGUCUGCUCGAGACUCUUUCCACUCUGUUCUUUCCCAAAUGGGAAGAGUUCGUAAACACCUCUUCCGAACGAAAAGGAAAGAGGCUAAAGCAUUUUCGAAAGUUUUUCCACUCUUAUUCCUUCACUCUUAUUUUUAUUCUUUCCAUUUUUAGUUGGGAACAAGAUUGAUGAGCCUGCCAGACGGGUGGUUUCUGGAAGAAUGGGCGAAACUUCGCCGAGACUAUGAAUUCCAUUUUACGAGACUUCAGCAAGGAAUGGUGUCAAUGGCUCGACAAAGCAAGUGUUAAAAAUUACACUUCGAGCUAUAAUUUGCGAGGUAAAAACCAUAUAGACACAAACAAUUUAGUGGCCUUCUGUUCCCGUAUUUUACACCUUUUAGUACAUUAUUUUUUAGGUGCAAUCUUGGCUUUUCAUAAUCUUAUCCACUAUUUCCCUCCUAAUCUCCCUCUCCUGGCGAAUGGUAAUGCUCUACUUUGCGUAUCGUCGGCUCAUCUGCCCGAAAAACUCGACCAGCUCCUCCAACAUGCCGAGUCGUCAGCCCACUCUUUUCGUGAGCAUCUGGAACAACAAAUCUCCUGCCUUCGAGUAAAUCGUUUCGCCACUUUUCUCAGUAAUACACAAUGUUGCUACAACUCCUUAAGCAGUUCCAAUUCUGUGGCACUAAUCCAGUUGAAACGGCUCUAUUUCAAAACUUUGAUUUGAACGAUAACGGACGACUUAACGCUGUUCGACGGGGGACAGCUCGUUAGCGCUGGUCCAUGCAGCAAGGUGUAUGGGAAAGAUUUAGCCAGGAUAUUUUAUGAUUCAGCCAUUCCGCGUAAUCUUCCAUUUUCCGAUAAUUUGUUACCUAAAAUAAUAUAAAAUCAGGGUAUGGCCCCAGCCAAAGAAGAAGGAGGGAGGAGGAGGAAAGGCCAAGAAGAUGGUCAGAAGGAAAGGUCCGCGACAAGUUGAACAAUUCUCUUCGACAAGGCCACCUAUGACAAGUCGUCCGUUUUGAUCGAACGCCAAUGUGAAAGAGAUCUCAGACCGUGAAUUCUCUAGGAGAUCAUCAAAUACGGUUUUUCUCGUCAAUCCCACGUUUCUCCAAGGAUAAGGUCGGAAAAGGAUAAAAGACGACCAAAGAAGAGAAACAGUCGAGAAAGUUGAAAUUGACGAAAAGCAAUUGAAGAUAACGAUGUGGACGACAUCUCGGAGCUUCAGCGAAGCGUGGCAAAAAGACGAAAUUGCAUGUUAAGAAGAUCACAAAGAAAAAGGAGACAUUCAAGCAGAGAAUUGAAGCUAAAAUCCGAGCGACUGUUGAAUGCAGAUGAUAACGGGUAAGCUUUUGAUUGUCUUUUUGUGUUCUUGGCUUUAGAUGGAGAUGAUAGAAGAAAGAGUUACUGGAUUUAUCUAAGCGAACAUUAUCUACUUUAGACCUUGUACUAUAUGGUUUUGACGAUGGCGGAUGAAAUAUUCCGUAUGACCGGUUCGAUUUAGUUUUUACAGAUGGUCUAUGGGAAUUGGUUUUGCUGUCGGCUUCAAAUGCGUUGUGAUUUAGACUUUAAAUUUUUGAUUUUCCAUCAUAAGUAAGGUGUUUGCUAAAAAUGGAUUUUUAUCCGGAAUAUGGAUGAUAAAUAGGUCAAAAUUGUGGCAGUAGCAAGAUAAAAGAUAGUUAUUCAGUUUAUUUACAAGAAGUUCGAUAUUUAUCUACACCGUCUUUCAGUGGAGUCGAUAUUGAGGAAGGAAAGGAGACCUACUUCCUCGAACAAAAAGACAUCGUCAAUACCGUCGAUACUGCAGCCGCACAAAAAGCGCUACGCUGGACCUGGAUCCCAUGGCGUACAAAGGCAAAGUAUCCGAAAUGGUCGGCAUCUUCUUCUUGCCGGCCAUAA
Bursaphelenchus xylophilus (pine wood nematode) is the source of this 4869-nucleotide messenger RNA. NCBI's taxonomy places the organism in Eukaryota, Metazoa, Nematoda, Chromadorea, Rhabditida, Aphelenchoididae. The record is from the annotation of a GenBank genome assembly.